Molecule: messenger RNA, 366 nt
Organism: Chondrus crispus (carragheen)
Lineage: Eukaryota; Rhodophyta; Florideophyceae; Gigartinales; Gigartinaceae
Exons: 1
Coding region: 1-366 (121 amino acids)
Biological process (GO): peptidyl-hypusine biosynthetic process
Cellular component (GO): cytoplasm
Molecular function (GO): deoxyhypusine synthase activity
Source: RefSeq, a predicted model, not a curated record
AUGAUAUUCUUCCAUUCAUAUAAGAAGCCUGGAUUUAUCGUCGAUCUCGUGUCGGACAUUCGGCGGAUGAACCAGCAUGCGAUAAGAGCACCGUGCACUGGCAUGAUCAUCUUGGGUGGCGGGGUUAUCAAACACCAUAUUGCUAACGCCAACCUGAUGCGAAACGGAGCAGACUAUGCAGUUUACAUGAAUACAGGUCAGGAAUAUGACGGGUCUGACUCUGGAGCUUCGCCGGAUGAGGCUGUGUCGUGGGGCAAAAUAAGAAUUAAUGGGGAAAAGACAAAGGUGAUGGCAGAAGCAACUCUUCUGUUCCCGAUACUGGUCGCACAGACGUUUGCAAAACACCUCAAGCAAGGGGAGAAGUGA